GUUGAAUGCGAACACCUUGCUGCAGGGGAAGAAGGUGGUCCUGGUGCCUUACACCUCAGAGCAUGUGCCCAGGAUCACUAUGAGUCAGAACUGACUGGCUGGCAGUGAGGUUUUGGGGUGUCCGCUCCAAGCAGUCCUGGUGGUACUGUGGUCAAGUGGUCAACUGCUAAUCAGAAAAGGCCCACCGUGUGAAUCCGCCUGCCGUUCUCCAGGAGAAAGGUACCAUGAGUGGAUGCAGUCGGAGGAGCUGCAGCGGCUGACGGCCUCUGAGCCUCUGAGCCUGGAGCAGGAGCACGCCAUGCAGCACAGUUGGCGGGAGGACGCGGACAAAUGCACCUUCAUUGUGCUGGACGCGCAGCAGUGGCGGGCCCAGCCAGGCUCUGCCGAGGAGGGCUGCAUGGUAGGCGACGUGAACCUCUUCCUCACGGAUCCCGGAGACCCCACCGUCGCCGAGAUCGAGGUCAUGAUUGCAGAGCCCAGCUGCCGCGGCCGGGGACUUGGCACAGAGGCCGUUCUCAUGAUGAUGGCUUAUGGAGUCUCCAAGCUCGGUCUGACCAGGUUUGAGGCUAAAAUUGGGCAAGGAAAUGAAGCGAGCCUCCGCCUGUUCCAGAAGCUUCACUUUGCACAGGUCGCUGUGAGUGACAUCUUCCAGGAGGUGACGCUCCACCUGACCGUGAGCGAGCCCGAGAGGCAGUGGCUGCUGGAGCAGACCUGCCACGUGGCUGAGAAGCCGUACAGAGCCAGCGCGGCCGAGCCCCACUGACAGCCAGGCUUCCAGCAGUGCCUGUUGCCGUGGUGUCGGGAUUGCCUGCUCCCAGGCCGGAGCCCAGCUGCAGGAGCUGAAUGGGUGGACGGGGUCUCACGGUCACUGCUGCUGACCUCUGCAGGCUGGGAAGAACUCUCCUGACCCCUGGACCCCAGACUUGCCCCGGCCUCCCCAGCCUGUGGUAUGGCUGAGCCACCUCCCGACCAGCCGCUCUAUCUGUGGUAGUUAACGGUUUCCUUUCAGAUGCACUGAUAUAAAAUCAUGAGAUAAGAAUGGAGGGGUGGAGUCUUGCUUGUCCAUCAGGUCACAGCCUGAUGACCCUUCCUUUUGGUUGUGGGUGAGGAUUCUGGGAACUCUCUCUUGAAUCCGCCAUCAGAAGCAGGCCUGCCUCUCUGCUACACAUUCCUGUUGACAAGCCACAUGGAGUCACGCGGAUGGCAGCCAGAGCCCUGGAGGUGUG
Messenger RNA from Echinops telfairi (small Madagascar hedgehog), 1226 nucleotides. RefSeq names its product N-acetyltransferase 9 (putative) (gene NAT9). The coding region runs from base 233 to 763 and encodes 176 amino acids. Gene Ontology annotation, biological process: protein acetylation. Lineage: Eukaryota; Metazoa; Chordata; Mammalia; Afrosoricida; Tenrecidae. Gene Ontology annotation, molecular function: N-acetyltransferase activity. The record is from RefSeq and is a predicted model, not a curated record. The transcript is spliced from 7 exons.